Molecule: messenger RNA, 1545 nt
Organism: Manis javanica (Malayan pangolin)
Lineage: Eukaryota; Metazoa; Chordata; Mammalia; Pholidota; Manidae
Source: RefSeq, a predicted model, not a curated record
AAUAAUCCUCAAGAAAUUUAGAACAAGUGUAUUUUACAAUGAAAGGUCAGAAGCUCAGCUGGAGAGAGGAAUGUUUACAACACCUUCAGGUGUUUCUUGGCCUUCCAAUAGCAAAGCUGGGAGAGGGCCGAGCGAAGAGCCCUGACCCUGCCUCUCUCCUCCUCUCCUUCCAGCGGGUGGUUGACUUCCCCGGUUUGCCUCGAGGGAUCCAGCUGAAUCACUGUUGCCAUAAAAACAGGGCUGAGCUGGCGGUGUCGAAAGCCACCGGAACUGGAAGAAACUAGUCAGGAAAAACCUGACUAUCAGCUGAUAGAUUGCUGCCUGAUAACUCCUGGACACUGGUACCACUCUGUCCAGACUAGUGCAGCUCUUCGGGAGCUGUCCAGAACACCGAGCUGUUUCAGCCUAACUCGGCUGAGCUCUCUUUCCCCCAUGCUUGAGGGCGCCGAGCUGUACUUCAACGUGGACCAUGGCUACCUGGAGGGCCUGGUGCGAGGCUGCAAAGCCAGCCUCCUGACCCAGCGGGACUACAUCAACCUGGUCCAGUGUGAGACCCUGGAAGAUGUGAAGAUACAUCUCCAGACCACCGAUUAUGGCAACUUCUUAGCUAAUCAAACAAAUCCUCUCACAGUUUCCAAAAUUGACACUGAGAUGAAGAAAAAGCUAUGCAGAGAAUUUGAGUAUUUCCAGAAUCAUUCUCUGGAGCCCCUGAGCACAUUUUUCACAUACAUGACAUGCAGUUACAUGAUAGACAAUGUAAUUCUACUGAUGAAUGGUGCAUUACAAAAAAAAUCUGUGAAAGAGAUUCUGGGGAAGUGCCACCCACUGGGCCGUUUCACAGAAAUGGAAGCAGUCAACAUUGCUGAGACACCUACUGACCUCUUUAAUGCUGUUCUGGUUGAGACACCAUUAGCUCCAUUCUUUCAAGACUGUAUGUCUGAAAAUAUUCUAGAUGAACUGAAUAUUGAAUUACUGCGCAAUAAACUAUACAAGUCUCAUCUCGAAGCAUUCUAUAAAUUCUGUAAGAAUCAUGAUGAUGUCACAGCGGAUAUUAUGUGUCCCAUUCUUGAGUUUGAGGCUGACAGACGUGCUUUCAUCAUCACUCUUAACUCCUUUGGGACUGAACUGAGCAAAGAGGACCGGAAGACCCUCUACCCCACCUGCGGCAUGCUCCAUCCUGAGGGGCUGCGCCUGUUGGCCCAAGCGGAAGACUUUGAACAGAUGAAGAGAGUGGCGGAUCAUUAUGGGGUAUGUGAUUACACCAGGUUCCCAGAAUGCUUGUUAUUUCAUUGCACAUCAAUGUACACGUCUUAUCAAAAGCAGUCAUGAGUUUUUAAGGUAGAAAGCAAUGUCUCUUGCUGUAACUGUCUCUCCCAACGUUCCUGACCCAAGCUCGUGUUUUUUAAGGUUCCUGCUGAGCAAAUACUUGUUUAAAUCUCCAAGGAGCAGUCAUUUGAGCACUUAUGUUCAAGAACUUAAUAAAGCAAGUUCCCCAAGGGACUGUUACAGUCUUCUGGACAUGUGGGCUCACGUCAAAGUUAUGUA